Messenger RNA from Betta splendens (Siamese fighting fish), 1580 nucleotides. RefSeq names its product gsk3b interacting protein (gene gskip). Gene Ontology annotation, cellular component: cytoplasm. The transcript is spliced from 3 exons. The record is from RefSeq and is a predicted model, not a curated record. Gene Ontology annotation, biological process: regulation of canonical Wnt signaling pathway. Lineage: Eukaryota; Metazoa; Chordata; Actinopteri; Anabantiformes; Osphronemidae. Gene Ontology annotation, molecular function: kinase regulator activity; protein kinase A binding. The coding region runs from base 144 to 545 and encodes 133 amino acids.
GCUCAUGAACCAGGGCUUUAGGACUUUAAUCUUAGUGUUUAGCGUUAGAUUCCUGGCGCUGAAUUGACCGAACCUUCUCCAGAGAGCCCAGAGUGGGCUGGAAGCUUCCACAACACCGGAAAAACAGAACCAGCGCGGAGGGGAUGGAGAUAGACUGCCAGCCUGAGGACUCCAUUGUCUCUUCAUUUGAUGAGGACUCUGUUGAGCUUGGUGACGUCAAGGACAUGAGACUGGAGGCUGAAGCAGUGGUCAAUGAUGUACUUUUUGCUGUCGCAGAAAUGCAUGUCUCACAAAGUCUUACCAGUGCAUUGGACGUGGCCUACAUCAAUGUGGAAACAAGAGAAGGAAAUCGAUAUUGUCUGGAGCUCACAGAGGCAGGACUGAGGGUGGUGGGCUAUGCCUUCGACCAAGUGAACGAGGACCUGAACAGCCAGUAUCAUGAGACUGUUUACUCGCUCCUGGACACGCUAAGUCCAGGUUACAGAGAAGCCUUUGGAAACGCUUUGCUCCAGCAGCUGGAGAGGCUGAAGCAAAACGGACAAUAAGGAGCAUAAUGCUGCAGGACCUGUAUAUGUGACACAAGGGUUAAUGAAGCCUGCUAAUAACAUGUGACAUCAACCUCCCUUUCUGAGUGAGGACACUCCGCUCUAACAGCUUUGUUUUGUUCACAACUUCCUUUAGUAAAGUUACUGCUAAGACUUUGCUGUAAUGUAGCCGUUGCUCUCUGGAAACAUCUUGCAGCUUCAGUGUUAAACAAUUUUAAUGUAUUUUAAAUUUUGUAAUUAUCAGAUUGAGCCUCACUGUCUACACUAAACCCAUCACCUUAUGCCAUCUAGAUCUUAUCCAUCAGCAGUAUUCUAUGCUCCAUGUAUAAUUUGCAUUAAUGGCACAGCACAUCCUCUGCUAUAGAAAAAGCAGCUGUACUUGUGUUAACUUUGAGUUUGCUUAACUGUUUAUCUUCAGUGUACAUGUGAUCUGUUUAUGAUCCUACUCCAGUGUUAAGACAAAGUUUUUUUCCCCCAGUCAUUCUGGUAUCUUCCCCAUAUUCAGACCAGUAAACGCUCACAUUUGUCAGGUAUUCUUUAAGUCUUUACUUUAAAAGUGGUCUUUGUAGCACCUUGUGAUGCAAAGGCCACAGUAACAACAUAAACUAGAACAAUACAUUUGUUAUGACUAUGUGCAACAAAAACACAGGUAAAGAAAAACAGCUCAGAUGAUGUUUAAUGCAUACAUCUCAUUCAAGAUGCUGAACAUUUAUUCAGAUCAGAUUCAGUGAGAACUAACCUCUUAUUUAUUAGAAUUUUAUUUCAUUUUCAUGGUAGUACUCAAAUUGCAAGGUCAAUGCAAAAUAUUAAAGAAUUAACAAGUACAGUUUGCAAUUUUUCUGACUACACGGCAGUCAGUAAAACAGACAUUAGGGCUUUAGUGGAAUGUAGUCAAGCCACAUCUAUGUUUAAAAUUAACAGUUUACAGGAAGAAAACCGAUGAGUGACUUGCAAAAGAAACUAACAUUAAAAACCAAUUUAAUCAGUUCGAGCUUAUUUAGAACACAUUUUACACCAAACUGAAUCCCUUUUUUU